This is a messenger RNA of Hyla sarda, 4082 nucleotides long. RefSeq names its product clavesin 1 (gene CLVS1). Lineage: Eukaryota; Metazoa; Chordata; Amphibia; Anura; Hylidae. Bases 568 to 1566 code for a protein of 332 amino acids. The transcript has 6 exons. Gene Ontology annotation, molecular function: phosphatidylinositol bisphosphate binding. Gene Ontology annotation, cellular component: membrane. The record is from RefSeq and is a predicted model, not a curated record.
UUGUUUAUUACCAGUAUACCAUGAUAAAUUCACCGUAUUAUCUGCUAAUCUUUUGCGCAUCUAUCAGGCUACAUCUGUUCUACGGAGAAAUGCGAAAUUCAGUUUAAAUAUUUGCUCCACAAUUCCAGAUCCACCAAUAAGAUAGUAGGGGUGGGUCUGCCUCCUGCAAGCAAGGUUUUUUUUUUUUCCCUAUUGCCUUGAAGACAACCACUGCUGGGGAGGACUCUUUCACUGCCUCAUUCUCUGGCACUCAAGCCUUCUGGCAGAACCCACAGCGGAAGACAUUAUUCUGUAAACUUGACUGAAGUAGACAGCUCCUAUUCUCCCAUCCAAGAUGGACAGCUUGGUUCUCUCGGCACGGAUUUGAGGCGUAACAGAUAUCAAGCCUUAGUUGCUGGAUUCUCUCCGCAUUUCACCCUUGCAUUUACUCCUGAUCGUGGUAUUGUGGGACACUGAAAUAAUAUAUCAUUUUGGAGGAUUUGUUAUCCAGCCUUGGUGGAGGGUAUGAGCAUUUCUGCAUCUAUUUAAGCAGAAAUUAAAGGUUUAACACAUCCACAGGUUAUAAAGAUGACCCACUUACAGGUUGGACUAAGUCCAGAGACGAUAGAAAAAGCUCGCUUGGAACUGAACGAAAAUCCAGACACUUUACAUCAGGAUAUCCAACAAGUUAGAGACAUGAUCAUCACUAGACCAGAUAUUGGCUUCCUACGGACAGACGAUGCCUUCAUAUUAAGGUUUCUACGAGCAAGAAAGUUCAAUCAGAUGGAAGCUUUUCGGCUUCUCGCCCAGUAUUUCCAGUAUCGUCAACUUAAUUUGGACAUGUUUAAAAAUCUUAAACCAGACGAUCCAGGAGUUAAACGUGCUCUCAUGGAUGGAUUUCCUGGUGUGCUGGACAGCCGUGAUCACUAUGGAAGGAAGAUACUUCUACUCUUUGCAGCCAACUGGGACCAGAGUAGGAACUCCUUUGUGGACAUAUUACGUGCCAUUCUCCUUUCGCUAGAAGUUCUAAUAGAAGACCAAGAGCUUCAGGUCAAUGGUUUUAUUUUAAUAAUAGAUUGGAGCAAUUUUUCCUUCAAGCAAGCCUCCAAGCUCACCCCUUCAAUCCUCAGGCUAGCCAUCGAAGGGCUACAGGACAGUUUUCCAGCUCGCUUUGGAGGCGUCCACUUUGUCAAUCAACCUUGGUACAUCCAUGCCCUGUAUACCAUAAUUAAACCUUUCCUUAAAGACAAGACACGAAAAAGGAUUUUCCUCCAUGGUAACAAUCUUAACAGUCUGCACCAGUUGAUCCACCCAGAAUGUUUACCAUCAGAGUUUGGGGGUACACUGCCACCAUAUGACAUGGGGACAUGGGCGAGGACUCUGCUUGGUCCUGAUUACAAUGAUGAGAAUGAGUAUACUCACACUUCUUACAAUGCCAUCCAUGUGAAGUGUGCGCCUACCAAUGUAGACAGAGAUUGCUCGCCGAAAUAUAUGAAAAGGUCUCAAUCAGUGGUAGAACCUGGUACCUUGAUGCACGAGGACCACAGAGACAGUGAAAACACUCAGCCGCUUCUCGCCCUGGACUGAUCUCUCGGACAUCACUACGUUCACUUUAUAAUUCACCAAUGGGUCUUUUUUUUUCUCUUUAUUUCUGUCACUUUGCGAAAUUCUCACCAGCUACUUGCACAAGGUGCAAAGACUUUGUUUAUUUCAUUGCCAUAGUGCCAACCAACAGGAGCAACUUUAUAACUGUGAAGAUUCCUUUACUGCCAAAAAGGACCCAAACAAAGUGCAUUAGAGCCUUCCAUAUAGUAAGACAUAUACUGUACUGCCUAAUGUAAAUGAAAUAUAAUAUAGGGUACAUUUUGUCUAGAAAAAAAAAGCUUAUAUGGUUAGUAUUUUUAUACCACGUCCUAGAGACAAAUGAGGUUUCGUUUAGUUUACCAAGUAAAUCACCAGCAAAAAGUUGGCAAAAUAUAACAAAGCUAAACAAAUCUGAAGUAAAAGUCAUGUUCUAUCAGUUUAGUAGUGCCAAGUAUUUACCCAACACUUUUUUUUCAUAACUUAAUUGGAACUCGUUUUGCCCAAUUUUAUUGGAUAUGUAAUGAAUGUUCUUCGCAUCAAAGGAAAUCUGUUCACAUCUACACAAAUGAGAUUGAUUGUAUGCAGGUUUGCCUGAUUGAUAUUGCCUUUGUUUUUAGUAUAUCAGGGAAUGGCCCUGUUUUGGUGGUCCGCACUAUACACUACACAUUAAAGGACAUUGCAUUUAUAUUAAAUAUGCUUUUAUUUGGUAAUUACUUAAGUAGAUUAUCAUUACUAGUUUUAUAAGGCUGAAUUCACAUUAUUAUAAAAACAAGUGCACAUAUCAAAUAUAUUCAACUGAUUGAAUAUUUAAACAUGAGGGGGCAUGGUAAUCCACUGUUUACAUAUAGAGUGGCAUAUGUUGGAGGCAAACAGUGGAAAAUUCUCCCAAUGUAUACCCCUGAUAUAUACCCCUGAUGUACACUGACUUAUUUUCCAGUAAAUGUUAAGUAUGUGAGAAUAAAUAGAUCUACACACAAUAGCUGAGUGAAUAGAUAUAAAAAUUACAAAGCAAAAAAAGUGCAACAAGACCAGUAAAAAUCAAACAAGAUACAAAGAAGUAAACCGAGAUGAGACAUCAAGACAUACUUAUCUAUAAAGUCUUACACCAGUCUGUUGGGUAUCCAACAAACACUCGGAUUUAAGAGUAGCUUGACUUCUGAAUGCUUACAUAGUGCCAUAGUAAGGUAGCCCUGGGGCUCAUGUGCACUGAGUUUUUAUACCUUAUCUCCCUUGUUAAUUUUAAAGAAAGAACAUUUACACACACCCUUAGAUUCGAGCAGGCGCAGAUCAGCUUAAAGGAAAACUGUCAGCUUUCUCCCCCCACACUAACCAGCGGUACAUGCUGGUAGUACGGGGGAUGCUGAUCAGUUUGAUCCUUACCGUGCCCGGAUCCGCAGCACCGUUUGGCUGUAAUCUUCUAUUUUCAGUAUAUGCAAAUGAGGUGCUAACUGGCAAUCUUACGUCAGUGCCUCUGGCCACAGCGCCGCCCAGCUAAUCAAUAUUCCUCCCCUCCCUCCGCCUCUCCCUCUUCUCCCUGCUCUGUAAUGAAGAGAGAGGGGAGGAAUAUUGAUGAGCUUGGGGCGCUGCGGCCAGUUAGCCCAAUCGGUGCCAGAUAGCACCUCAUUUGCAUAUACUGAAAAUAGAAGAUUACGGGCACGGUAAGGAUCAGCAUCCCCCCGCACUACCAACCAGUACCGCUGGUUAGUGCGGGGGGAGAAAGCUGACAGUUUAAGGUGGCAUUUGUUUUCAAUAACUGUUCGGCUAACUUUCUUAUACACAUGGACAUUCAGCACAUAUGAAGGUUUGUGUGUUGUUCAUGGGAAGAGUUAAUCCACAGUGUUCUUCAUGGGAGCGAUAAUCCACAGUCAUCGCUGGUUUCAUUUUAUCCCUUUCUAAACAAAAGGAUCGGGUAGCGAAAAUCUGUGUCUCCACUGAAAUUAUCUGUCGGUGGAGAGUUGGGAGGCUACCAUAGACCUUCCAGUGUUGGUCAAACCUGGUGGCAAAGGAUUUUAGAAAACACUCAAUAAACAAAGAGGGCAUAGUAAGGAUUAAAAGUAAAGAACAAAAUACAAAACCCUUUCAAACACAUUUCAUAAUUUUUUUUUUUAUUACAUAUCCUCUCCCUGACCAGAUUUCUAAAAGAACGUUUUGCCUGGACAACCCCUUUAAGAAAUGAAAGCUUUGCGCUGGUUGGUUGCUAUGGACAACUAAGACAGUUUUGUUGUAGAGAGUUUUUAUUUAAUCCCCCCAAUGCUUUUUAUUUUGUCACACUUUUAGGAUCCGUGGCAUUAAAAAAAAAAAAAAAAAAAGUGCAGCAUACUCUUGGUAAGGUGCUUUUUGGGACAUUUUUCCUAUAGGCUUAUCUAUAGGACUUGAAAAACACCAACAAAACACUUUACACGUAUAAUAAACUAAAACAUACCACCAAAUACAUACACUAAAUUUCAUGUUCAAUAGGAAGAGGGUCAUGUGACACAUCAAUCUUAUUGGGAAUUUCACAAGAAAAGCAAUGAUGUGCU